AUGGGAGGGGAGGCCGAUCUGGAGACACACGCUCUUCCUUUUAAGUUUGCUGGUAGGUGGAAUGGGACAGUCAUGAAUGGUGAUGCCCUUUGCCAAGAGUCUUCCUCCCAGCUUCCUGACUGGAGGGAAUUCUGUGAGCUCCAUGCCCAGGCUGCCGCGGUGGACUUUGCUCAGAAGUUCUGCCAGUUCCUGAAGGAGAACCCCCAUUACGAUACCCCGGGGGCUGAAACCUCCUUCUCCCAUCACUUUGCUGCCAAUUUCUUGGACAUCUUCAGCUUGGAGGUCAGUAGGGUGUUUGUGUCCGACUCCCCAACCAAGUACAACAUAGUGCCCUUUGUGGGGCUACAGAACUGCCACAUGCCUUACGGCCGAGACAUCCUCCAGAGGAAAGAGGAGACCUCCACAGAAUCCCUGGACAGCAUGGACAACCCCGUGAACUCCAGCCGAUAUCUGAGCCAGUCCCAGCAGGCUCAGGCCCAUAAAGUUUCUUCCUACGGCCACUCUCGGAGUUCAGAGGACGUCUCUGUCCAUGCUACUUCCAAGCCAAAAUUCAAGAAAGGCUUCUCCUUGAGGAAUAUGAGCCUGUGCGUGGUGGAUGGCAUGAAGGAGAUGUGGCACAGGAAGUCCUCUCCGGAGCCAGGCGUGGAGGCCACGCAGGGUGGCAGGAGGUCAGAGAGAGAGCACUGUCCCUCUGCAAACAAGGAACACAACGACACGAGGGAGAGAUGGACUCACAAGCUACGGCUGUCAAAAGUCCAGUCUUCCAAGGUGGAACUGGUGGAUAUUCAGAGGGAGGGCACCCUCCGCUACAUGGUGGCGGACGACACGAACUGCGUGGGUAGCUCUCAGUGGCAGAAGUGUCGGCUGAUGCUCAGGAAGGCUGUGAAGAUGGAGGGAGAGAGGUUCCUGCUGGAGUUUUAUGUGCCUCCAAAGGCUUCCAAACCUAAGGUCAGUAUCCCACUCUCCGCCAUCAUUGAGGUCCGGACGACCAUGCCUUUGGAGAUGCCGGACAAAGACAACACCUUUGUGCUGAAGGUGGAGAAUGGCGCUGAGUAUAUCCUGGAAACCAUUGACUCCCUCCAGAAACACUCCUGGGUGGCAGAUAUCCAGGACUGCAUAGACCCUGGGGACAGCGGAGACGAUAUUGAACUUUCCUCCUGUGCGCAGGGAGCCUGCUUGCCAGGCAGGGUACCCUCCUGCAGCUGUGAAUUUCUGGCCGAUGGUGUGCAGAGGACUCCAGACAGAUGUUCUGUGCUCGCCACCCACCCCACCACCCCAACCGCUGCCACCGUCAUCUCAGCCCCGCAUGGCAGGGCCAGGGACUCCUCGGGGGAACAUCUGGCCCACAUACCACUGGAAAACUUCCUGCAGACCCUGGAGUCGCCAGCCACCAGCAGUCAUUUAGCAGGGGAGGAAAGCGAGACAGAAGCGGAGAUCAACCUCUCAGAUUUCCCCUGGUUCCACGGGACGCUGUCACGGAUCAAAGCCGCCCAGCUGGUGCUCUUCGGUGGGACCAGGAGUCAUGGUCUAUUUGUCAUUCGGCAGAGUGAAACUCGACCAGGCGAAUACGUGCUGACUUUUAACUUCCAGGGGAAAGCAAAGCACCUGCGGCUGUCCCUAAACGAGAACGGCCAGUGCCACGUGCAGCACCUCUGGUUCCAGACCAUCUUCGACAUGUUGCGGCACUUCCACACCCACCCCAUCCCCCUGGAGUCCGGCGGCUCAGCUGACAUCACUCUCCGCAGCUACGUCGUGGCGCAGGGCCCCUUCUCUGAUGCCAGCCUUGCUCCAGCUGUUGCCUCCCAACAGCCCAGCUGCAGGAGCGACCUCCCGUCCCAACACUACUUCUCCAGCUUUGUGCCAGGCCCUUUCCAGCCCGCGUCGCCCGUGGAGGGGGCUGUCGCCUCUUCCUCCUCCACCGGCCACCCUCUGUACCACCGAAUGGAGGGGACCCUCAGCGCCCGGAGCCGCAGCAACAGCACCGAGCGCCUGCUGGAGUCGCCCAGCGUUAGCGCGGACGACUACCACGAGAGUGACGGCUCGCGCAACAGGACCAGGGCGGUUGAGAACCAGUAUUCUUUCUACUGA
This is a messenger RNA of Emys orbicularis (European pond turtle), 2088 nucleotides long. It is a transcript of the gene SH2B2, whose product is annotated as SH2B adaptor protein 2. Lineage: Eukaryota; Metazoa; Chordata; Testudines; Emydidae. Bases 1 to 2088 code for a protein of 695 amino acids. The transcript is spliced from 9 exons. Gene Ontology annotation, molecular function: transmembrane receptor protein tyrosine kinase adaptor activity. Gene Ontology annotation, cellular component: plasma membrane. Gene Ontology annotation, biological process: antigen receptor-mediated signaling pathway; intracellular signal transduction. The record is from RefSeq and is a predicted model, not a curated record.